Molecule: messenger RNA, 13862 nt
Organism: Mus musculus (house mouse)
Lineage: Eukaryota; Metazoa; Chordata; Mammalia; Rodentia; Muridae
Gene: Bicral
Product: BRD4 interacting chromatin remodeling complex associated protein like
Exons: 12
Coding region: 7740-10964 (1074 amino acids)
Cellular component (GO): SWI/SNF complex; nucleus
Source: RefSeq, a predicted model, not a curated record
UGGCAGCGUGGCGGCUGGCGCUGGGGAGGGGAUGGAGGGGAGGGGAGCCUUUUAAUGACUCAUUGAUUGAGCCGCUUUCAAAUUAGUUGUGUGCGCCGAGUGUGUGUGUGUAUGUGUGUGUGCGCGCCGAGUGUGUGUGUGUAUUCCGCCCCCCGGAGCCGCCCGGGGAGCCGCGGAGGAGGGAGCGGGGCUCGGCGAGGGGAGGACGGCGGCGCGGCGGGGCGGCGAGCAGGGGGCGAGGGAGGGCCUGGAGUGACGGCGGCCGGGCGAGAAAACUCAGCUUCUCCAAAUCUCCUCCCCUCGCCGCUCGAUCCGCACAGACCCCUCGGUCCCUUCUCUACCGCUCGCUGCCUCCGAGGCUCCCGGGUGGGGAGUCCGCCUUUCCGUGCUUCUCGGAAGGGGGGAAAAUGGAGCCCGCGUCGGCGGAGGAGACGGGAGGGAAGGCCCGGGUACUCGCUUAACGUUUUCACCCCGGCGGUUUCCUCUUGCCCGCCGCCGCACCCGCGCGUCCGGGGAGAGGCCGCGGCUGGGGCCUGGGCACCGCGAGGCCCGCCGGCUCCCUAGGCCUCAUCCCCGGCCUGGGCCGCGGAGCAGGCCGGGCCUGUCGUAGCCGUUGCCGGGCCAGACGCGAGGCCUUGCCGAGGAUCCGCGGCCCAGGCCGGGGACGAGCGAGCGUCCCCGCUGCAGGCUCGGCUCGCCGGUGCGGAGGCCACCCGCAAGGCCCCUGCCAGGCGGCGGGACGGAGGGCGGUGGCUGGCGGGGAGCGCUUUUUGUGCCUUGGUGAUCCUUUUAUUGUGUCUUGAUUUUUUUUUUAAUUUUGAUUUUUUUUUUUUGGUUUUGUUUUUUAGGGUUUUUUUUUUUUGUUUGUUUUUUUGCUUUUUUUAUCCCGGCCCAGAGGGCUUCCCAAGUCACCCCGAAAGCGGCUUCUGGGGGUGGGGGCGGCGGGCCGGAGGACGCUAAGAUGGCGCUCGGCCUGGCCUGUAGCCAGGGCUGGUGGCGCAGUUGCUCGGCGGCCGCCAUCUUCCCUCGCGGCCCGGGCGGCUCCCGGAGUCCGGGAGCCAGGAGCGGGCCGCCGGCUCCCGAGGAUGGAGCCGAGGCCGCGGAGACCCCCAGACCCAAAAGGCUGGCUCGCCGCGUUGGGGCUUGAAGGGGCUGAGGUGGUGACGGUUUGCUUUCGGUCGCUUGUCUCGGGCCGAAAAUAGUGGGAUGUGGUCGGGUUCCUUGGUUGAUGGCGUCCCUCCCUGCCUCCGCUCAUCCCCCCCGUGUUUUCCUCUUUGAUCUCGGGAUGGACGGCAUAGUCUUUCAGGCUCGGCCGAGGGCAAGACUUUGGGGACCCCCUUGCUUGGUUUUCCUGAUUCUUGGGGGUUAGAGCCCCAGCUGACAACGCUAAGGACAGGGUCGUUCUGCCUUCCCGGAACGUGCCCGGCCCAACUGUAAUUCAUUUAAACCGGUUGUAGUUAGUUGGUUGUUUUGUCAAACAGACCUGGAUCUGGUCCCCAGAAUGCAGGGACGAGACGGUUGCAAGUGACUUCUAGUUUGGGCCUUCAAUGGACUUCAUAGACUAUCUUAAUUAAAUCUCUGAUCGAAGAAACUCAGUUAAGCUUCAGAGUGUACUUUUUCAUUUUGUCUGGUUUUUUUUGGGGGGGGGGGAUGGGGGGAGUCCAGUCCAGGCAGGGUUUCUCUGUAUUGCUCUGGCUGUCCUGGAACUCAUUUUGAAGACCAGGCUGGCCUCGAACUCGGAAAUCCGCCUGCCUCUGCCUCCCAAGCACUAGGGAUUAAAGGUGUGCGCCACCACCGCCCGGCAUACUUUUUCAUUUUGUAAAAACCAAGUUUCCUUAUAUAGAUAAAUACCGGGCAGGUGUGUAGAGGUCUUAAAACGUUACAGGAGAGGAGGAAGGUCUGGGAAGCUCUGGAGGCACUGGGAGAUGGAAAUAGUUAAUUUUCUAGUGGUUAAAAGUCACAGUGUGUGGUGCUCUUUGUGUCUGAAUACAGUAGGUAGGCAGUGGAUGUUAGGGACUGCCAUACAUUGAACACUUCCAGAAAGUGUUUAGUGCUUUAAAUACUUGUGGCUUACUCAUGACAGACUGUUUUUAUUAAUCUAGUUCAGGCUAGUAGCCAUUUUAAGCAGCAAAAAUUGCAUUCCCCCACAAAGUUCCACACUGAAUCUGACCAUCAGAAUUAACUGGGAGGUGCUUUAAAAUACAGAUCUGCCAUCUCCAUUAUUUACCAAGAUGAGCUGUGGUCAGUUUUAGCGUGGCACUCCACCUCCAGGACUGAAAUUCCGGCCUCAUCAGGGAGAAGUUGGAAUGAGAGUCCAUUGUUUGAGAGCCCAUGGGGACAGCUAGUACUCUCGCCGAUUUAGAACUAGACUGUACUAGACUAGAACUUGAUGUGCGGGAGGGGGCAACAUCGGAUUUUCGGUCCAUAUUAUUUUGGUUUGAGUGACAGCUCAUUAUUUUUCCCUUUCUUCCUGCCAUGUAUUAAAGUCAUUUAAAGCUUUUUUUUUUUUUGUAGAGAAUUUAGAUAUCAUGAGAUUUUUAAAUCUUAGUACUGAGUCUGCUUCUGAGUGUUACUGGAGGGUUUUUUAAAUUACAUUUCCUUUCUACCACAUGGGUCCUGAGGAUUAAACUCGGGUCGUUGGGCUUACAGUGAAUCACCUUUCCCCUCGGCCAUCUCUGUGGCCCUAUUACUGGAGUACUUAGGGCAAAAGCCCUGGCUCUGGCCCUACCAACAGGCCAGACUCCACGCUGGUCUAGGUACACCAAUAAAAGAGGAGUAGGGGUGAAAAGCUGACACAUUGUGGCCUCAUUGAGACUAGGGACAGGUCAAGAGACUUAUCAAACCCUUCUUGCAGGCACUGACAUUACCCAGAAUUCCAUCCUCAGCGGGUUUUGAUGUUACACAGGAAAAAUGGCCAGGAAAGCAGGAGGUGGAGGUGGAAGGAAGGAGUCCGGUUCCCCGUGUAGUCUGGUUCCCGAGAAACUAGUGGCUUGUGCUCCAAGCAGCCACCUCAUCCCGGAUCCGGGCAGCCCCAGCCCUGCAGGCCCACAGCCCCUGGAGGCCCUUGCCACAGGGAUGUUAUCAGUCCUGUUUGUUCCUAGAAUUCAAGGUGACUCAAGAGGAAAGAUUAAGAUAGGACACCGAGCUAGAGAGAAAUCAGAUAGGCCAGUAACUGCCCGCCUUCAAGUCCAGCCAAGCCGAGUAGACAGGAUAGCUGUGUAGCUUAAAAGGUUUUCACUUGCAUGUGGACACAAAGCCCAAAAGCUUUUAAAACCGUGGUUUCUCUAAAAUAGUCUAGUUUAUAGGGAAAGAAUCAUUAAAAGUAGUGGUGAGUGGAAUUUAAAACAAGACAUCUGAACUCAUGGAAUUCACAGCCAGUGGGAGAAAACCUGUAAGCUGGAGGUUUCAUAUGAGUUGGGAGUAGCCCUUGCUGCCUAGUAAGUUUCUCCGAAGGCAUGAGCUGUGCUAGCCACCUCAGAAGCAGGGUUUGUCGUUCCAAGCCGCCUGUGUAGAGCAGACUGAAAGGGAGCGAAGGCUGCCGAGCUUCUCUGGAGCUGCUGUGAUUAGGCCACUUAGGGAAUUCUUAGAUUUGUCCUAAUUGCAGUGAGAAGCUAUGGUCUAAGGGAGUAGGGUGGGGAUUUGAACUCAGGGCUGCAAGCAUUGCUAACGAGCAAUCCACUGCGGAGGAUUUUUGUUUUGAAACUUCAGUAUCAUAGUCGUGCUUAAUUGCUUGGGCUCAAGUUUUGUGUUCAUGUGAUCCUCCUGCCUCAGUUUCCUAGUCCUAGGACUACCAGUGCAGAAGUGCUCAUGUUCUUUAUAGACGAUUUGACCGCUGUGUAAAAGGUAGGGAUUAGAAAGGUUUGCACUGUAGUCUGGUCCUGCAAGAGCGGAAGGAAUCAAGAAUGUCUUCUCAGCCGGGCGUGGUGGCGCACGCCUUUAAUCCCAGCACUCGGGAGGCAGAGGCAGGCAGAUUUCUGAGUUCGAGGCCAGCCUGGUCUACAAAGUGAGUUCCAGGACAGCCAGGGCUAUAAAGAGAAACCCUGUCUUGAAAAACCAAAAAAAAAAAAAAAAAAAAAAAAAAGAAUGCCUCUCAUUUAUGCUUCUCAUUUAUGGGCCAAGCUUUGAGUGGCUGACGGUGCCACUUAGAAUUUGGAGACGACCAGAAGAGGACUAGCUGGCAAGGGAUGGUGACAGGAUUCAUAUGCCACUUGUUGGGUACCAAAAUUGAGCUGUUAGAAGUCACUGGCUGGUGGGUGUGUCCUGGGAGCAGCCCAAGUCAUGUGAGAGCACAGAAGUGGACCAAGCUGUGCAAGGACAGUAGUGUGCCCAGUGGAAUGCUGAGGAGUUAGGCCGUGGCGGCAUGCCCACCCAUCUGACAAGCAGCUUCUCUGCCGUGUGAGUUGAAGGGCUGGGCUCAAAGAGUGGGGAGUAAAUACUGCAGCGGGGUUACAGCCUCAUUUUGAGUACUUGGUGUGGGGAGAGAAUGUGUGUGUGUAGGUCUGUCAAGUCUUUCAUCUUUAACAUGGUUCUGGAGAUCAAACCCAAGGCUUAGGCACUUUACCUCCAGAGCCAUUUUCCAACAUUUUCACAUGAGCUGAGAGUAUCUACCCAAGAGGGAGAGAUUAAUAAAACAGCAAGUCUGAUAAAGGGGCAGGAUUCUUGAGAAAGGACAAAGAAUUUCAGAUCUAAGAACAAGGUUUAUCAGGGUGGGAGGAGAGUGGAGUGAAGGCAGAAAAGAAGAGCAGGAGUUAGAGGGAGUGAAACCUCGGAGGCGGGGAUGGAGGGCAGGCUGUGGUGCUCUCACGCAUGGCCAGCAUCUUGCAGGAAGAACAGGUGGCGGCUGGUUUCAGAAGGAAGUUGUUGGUCAUCUCGGGCUGCAGGGCAAGUGGGACAUAAGACACCUGCAGGCUGCUGCCUGGAGCCCUGAGUCUGCGCACUGAGAGCUCUGUACUGCUGUGCUGUUUCCCAGCCCCAGUUUGACUUUUUGACCUUUGCACAGUUGCACUGGGGAGAGGGAGAGGUGUUGAGGGAAGAAAGUAUCCAAAGGAUGCCAGUGGAAAUGUAUAAAACCCUUAACCAGCUGGCUCCUCUUUGAGGCAGCUGGUAGUACUUUUUCUUAGGUUCGUGUCCCUUGAACUGGCUACAGAAUAACAGUAGAGGGAAAUUAGGGAAAAAGGGGGGGGGGCUGGUGAGAUGGCUCAGCAGGUUAAGAGCGCCAACUGCUCUUCUGAAGGUCCUGAGUUCAAAUCCCAGCAACCAUAUGAUGACUCACAACCAUCAGUAAUGAGAUCUGAUGCCCUCUUCUGGGGUGUGUGAAGACAGCUACAGUGUACUUACAUAUAAUAAAUCUUUAAAAAAAAAAGGGGGGGGUGGGGGAGGCUGGAGAGAUGGCUCAGCAGUUCCAAAGGUCCCGAGUUCAAAUCCCAGCAACCACAUGGUGGCUCACAACCAUCCGUAAUGAGAUCUGACGCCCUCUUCUGGUGCGUCUGAAGACAGCUACUGUGUACUUAGAUAUAAUAAUAAAUCUUUUUAAAAGAAAAGAAAAAAGGCAUUCAAAAUUGAUUACUGUAACUGGCUUAGAAGAUGCAGGGCCAUUUGUUAGGGAUGGAGGUUAAGAAGGCCUGAAUAUAGGGAGAAAGGAUGCAUUCCUGGGAGGUGUCUUAGUUGGAUGGAAAUAGUGGGGAAGAGAAACAGCCACUAAGCAGCAGCAUGUGGGAUGAGCAGAGCUCUCCCAGCAAGUAGUGUUAAUAAAGAUGCUUGAAGGAUGCCUUGGGAUGGGAUGCUGGGUGGGGCCGCUGGGUCUUUACUGUCCUCUCUCCCUUCCCUCCAGUGCUUCCAUUCAGGAAAGUCCCAAGGGCUCCCUUAGUCCUAGACACUCUUGAAAGGGUGUGACUUGUUUAAUUAUCAAUUUCUUAAUAAAGUUGUAAAUUGAACACUUCCUGUUCUUGUGGCUUCUUUGGCUCACUGGCUACAAACACAUCAAACACUGCGUUAGAAGAACCAAAGCUCUUAAGUCAGGAUAGGUGUUGCCUCUCAAAGUGGCUUAUUUCAGGUCCACCAAAUCCAACUUCCUUACAUCAUCAGGAGUUCAACUUUGUUCCUGGCUAGAAUGUAAACAUUUCACAAAUAUUAUUUGUCUCACUUUUAUCCUGCUUCACACCCUGAUGGCCUUUCAAUACAUGUUAAAGUCGGUGGGUACAGUGGCACACACCUUUAAUCCCAGCUCUCAGGGAGGCAGAAGCAAGAGGAUCUCUAUAUUUGAGGCCAGUGUGAACUACACUGGGUUCUAGGCCAAACUAGGCUACAUGGUGAGAUCCUGUCUGAAGAUAUUGCUGAAGGUCCAUCCCUAGUUUCUGUAUUAUGAAAAGAGUCAAUGACCUACCUAAGGUCCCUUGGGAAGAGUCCCUGAAUUAUUACAUUUUGGCAUUUAUACUAAACUGUUUAAUCUACAACUAGUACAGCUGUAUACAGCUGAGAUUUCUGAGGUCUAGCAAGUUAAAAUUGACCUUGACCAGGCAUGAUGGCACUUGUCCUGUGGUGCUGGCUGAAAAGACCCAGGGUCCGAGGCUGAAGUAAGGAUCACUUUAGGAGAGCGAGAGCUUGGACAACAGAGUUUUGGGGGUUGUUUUGUUUGGGGUAGAGGGAUCGAGACAGGGUUUCUCUGUGUGGCCCUGGCUGUCCUGGAACUCACUCUGUAGACGAGGCUGGCCUCGAACUCAGAAAUCCACCUGCUUCUGCCUCCCAAGUGCUAAAGGCGUGCACCACAACUGCCCAGCUGUUUUGGUUCUUUUUAAAAAAUAAAGUCAAGGCUGCUGGGGUGAGGAGGUUCAGUGGUGAAACGAGCGGCCAUGAACCUGACACCAGCCUCGACACAUGCCGGAGCAGACUCCUAUCUCCUCAGGACUAGGUUAUCCUCAGUGCUCCUAGGAAGGGGAGCUCCUGGCAGUAAGGUGAUUGGGAUACUAGGUGUCAUUCCGGGCCUGAGCUGACAGUUUAUCUGUGUUUGCUGGAGAGCAGGCCUGGGCCUCAGGCGUGAUUUUCACAUGUGCAUUCCCAGCCCUGUUUUGUUUUGAGACAAAGACUUACUCUGUUGCUCUGGCUGGCCUAGAACUCAUUUCAUACAAGAGGACUGGGCUCAAAAAAGUCCUCCUGCCUCAGCAUCCUGAAUGCUGGGAGUGCACUUAUGCCUGACUAAAAGUAUGUUUUUGUUUUUGUGGUUUUGCUUUGUUUUUUGAGAUCUUAUUUUUAUUUUGUGUGUCUAGAUGUUUUGCCUGCGUUUAUUUAUGUAUGUGCACCACAUGCAUGCAGUGCCCUCGGAGGCCAGAAGAGGACUUCGAAGACCCUUUGGAGUUGGAGUUACAGGCCUUUGAUUGCUACCAGGGUUUUGUCGUUUUGAUUUGAAGUUUAUUUUAGCUUGUUUUAGUUUUGUUUUUGAAACAGGGCUUCUUUGUUGUAGCCCUGACUGGCCUCAGACUUAGAAAUCUACCUGCCUUUGUCUGUGCUGGGAUUAAAGGCGUGCGCCACCCACUACCACCACCCAGCCUUACUUUUAGCUUUUAAUAUAAAGGAAGCAAACCAUAUAUUUUUUUCCUUUAUAAACUCUGAGAUUUCCUAGAAGUGCAGAUAAGUGUACUUAGAAGUAGGCUAAUCCUUACUGGUGUUUGUAUUCUGACUCCCUAGAUCUGUGAACAUUUGACUUUAGAAAUUGCAGAAGUCUGCCCAGGAUUCCUCUAGUUGUCAUGGAUGAUGACGAUGACUCCUGUCUCCUCGAUCUUAUUGGAGACCCACAAGCAUUGAACUAUUUUCUGCACGGACCUAGCAGUAAAUCGGGCAGCGAUGAUGUGACGAACGCAGGGUAUUCUGCAGCCAAUUCUAAUUCAAUUUUCGCCAACUCCACGAACGCUGACCCUAAAUCGGCCCUCAAAGGUGUGAGUGACCAGCUUGGGGAGGGGCCCAGUGAUGGGCUGCCGCUUGCAAGCAGCCUUCAGUUUCUUGAAGAUGAACUUGAGUCUUCACCUCUCCCCGAUCUCAGCGAGGACCAACCCUUUGACAUUCUUCAGAAAUCCUUGCAGGAGGCUAAUAUCACUGAACAGACAUUGGCAGAAGAGGCGUACCUGGAUGCCAGUAUAGGCUCAAGCCAACAGUUUGCACAAGCCCAGCUUCAUCCUUCUUCAUCAGCAUCCUUUACUCAGGCUUCUAAUGUUUCUAAUUACUCAGGUCAGACACUGCAGCCUAUCGGGGUGACUCACGUGCCUGUUGGAGCAUCGUUUGCAAGCAAUACAGUGGGUGUGCAGCAUGGCUUUAUGCAACACGUGGGGAUCAGUGUUCCCAGCCAGCAUUUGCCUAACAGCAGCCAGAUUAGUGGCUCCGGUCAGAUACAGUUAAUCGGGUCCUUCGGUAAUCAGCCUUCCAUGAUGACUAUAAAUAACCUCGAUGGCUCUCAAAUCAUACUGAAAGGCAGUGGGCAGCAAGCCCCAUCUAAUGUGAGUGGGGGGCUUCUGGUUCACAGACAGACUCCUAACGGCAACUCUCUGUUUGGGAACUCCACUUCCAGUCCUGUAGCACAGCCUGUCACCGUUCCAUUUAACAGCACAAAUUUCCAGGCAUCUUUACCCGUGCAUAACAUCAUUAUUCAAAGGGGUCUUGCACCAAAUUCAAAUAAAGUCCCAAUUAAUAUCCAGCCAAAGCCGGUCCAGAUGGGUCAGCAGAGCGCGUACAAUGUGAACAACCUUGGGAUCCAGCAGCACCAUGCCCAGCAGGGGAUCUCCUUCGCCCCCACAAGCUCGCCCCAGGGCUCCGUGGUUGGGCCGCACAUGUCUGUGAACAUUGUCAACCAACAGAACACGAGAAAGCCUGUCACCUCGCAGGCAGUGAGCGGCACAGGGGGCAGCAUCGUCAUCCAUUCCCCCAUGGGCCAGCCUCACACUCCCCAAAGUCAGUUCCUUAUACCCACAAGCCUUUCUGUCAGCUCCAACUCGGUGCACCAUGUCCAGGCUAUAAACGGGCAGCUGCUUCAGACUCAGCCCUCCCAGCUCAUCUCUGGCCAAGUGGCCUCUGAGCAUGUCAUGCUGAACAGGAAUUCCUCUAACAUGCUCAGGACCAACCAACCAUAUUCCGGACAGAUGCUUAAUAACCAGAAUACCGCCGUCCAGCUGGUGUCUGGGCAGACUUUUGCCACCUCUGGAAGUCCAGUGAUAGUCAACCACGCCUCUCCUCAGAUCGUCGGGGGACAGAUGCCCUUGCAGCAGGCCUCACCCACCGUGUUACACCUGUCACCUGGGCAGAGCAGUGUUUCCCAGGGAAGGCCAGGCUUCGCCACCAUGCCCGCGGUGAGCGGCAUGGCAGGACCCGCUCGGUUCCCCGCCGUCAGCUCAGCUAGCACUGCUCAUCCUACUCUUGGGCCUACGGUGCAGUCGGGGGCACCGGGAUCAAACUUUACGGGAGACCAGCUGACACAAGCCAACAGAACGCCAGCGCCCGUCAGUGUGUCCCACCGUCUUCCAGUCUCUGCUUCCAAAUCCCCCAGCACCUUGAGCAACACCCCGGGGACACAGCAGCAGUUCUUCUGUCAGGCUCAGAAGAAGUGUUUGAACCAGACCUCCCCCAUUCCCACAUCCAAGACCACAGACGGCUUGAGGCCAUCACAGAUCCCUGGGCUCUUGAGCACCGCACUGCCAGGACAGGAUUCUGGAAGCAAAAUUAUGCCAGCGACCUUGGGGGCCACACAGGCACAACCAGAAAGCUCAGUUGGAUCAUCCCCGAGCCAGACAGCUGUGCAGGUGGAUAGUCAUCCAGGACAGAAAAGGCCUGCUGCCAAACAGCUGACUAAAGGAGCUUUCAUCCUCCAGCAGUUACAGAGGGACCAAGCCCAUGCUGUGACACCCGACAAAAGCCAGUUCCGGUCACUAAAUGACACGGUGCAGAGACUGCUCUCCUACCACGUGUGCCAGGGCUCCAUGCCCACGGAGGAAGACCUGAGGCAAGUGGACAAUGAAUUUGAAGAGGUCGCCACUCAGCUCCUCAAAAGGACCCAAGCUAUGCUGAACAAAUACAGAUUCCUGCUCCUAGAAGACGCCAUGAGGAUCAACCCCUCUGCAGAGAUGGUGAUGAUUGACAGGAUGUUCAACCAGGAGGAAAGAGCUUCCCUGUCGAGGGACAAGCGUCUGGCGCUCGUAGAUCCUGAGGGUUUUCAGGCCGAUUUCUGUUGUUCCUUCAAACUUGACGAAGCUGUACCUGAGACCCCGCUUGACAGGAGUGACCAGCAUCGCAGCAAAACCAGCUCGCUCCAUCAGGUGCCCAGGGCCCAAAGCAGAGACCGAGCCAAGCCAGGCAUGGCAGAAGCAACGAAUCAUGACCAGUUUCAUCUAGUGCCUAACCACAUCGUGGUCUCUGCAGAGGGAAACAUUUCUAAAAAGUCAGAAGGCCACAGUAGAACACUGAAAUUUGACAGAGGGGUCUUAGGCCAAUACCGGGGUCCGCCUGAGGACAAGGGCGGCCGGAGGGACCCUGCCAAGGUCAGCAGGUGCUCUCCGGGCCCCGAGGGCCACCGCAAAAGCUUGCCCAGGCCAGAUCACGGCUCUGAGAGCAAGCUCCCCGGCGUCCUGGCCAGCUCGCACAUGGAGAUGCCCUGUCUCGACUCCUUCCAGGACAAAGCGCUGAGGAAUUCCCCAAAGAAUGAGGUUUUACACACAGACAUCAUGAAAGGGUCGGGUGAGCCCCAGCCAGAUCUCCAGCUCACCAAGAGCCUAGAGAAAACCUUUAAGAACAUCCUGGAACUCAAGAACUCGGGGCGGCCGCCAAGCGACCCUACGGCCAGCGGUGCGGCGGACCUGGACUUCCCCAGCUUUUCUCCAAUGGCUUCGCAGGAAAACUGCCUAGAAAAAUUCAUCCCGGACCACAGUGAAGGCGUUGUAGAAACGGACUCCAUUUUAGAAGCAGCUGUAAAUAGUAUUCUAGAGUGUUAAUAGCAGCCGUCCUCCUCCAGACCCUGCCCCGGACCAGUUACACUCUCUCCCAGCAAAGCAAAUGGAAACGGCUCCCGUCUGUCUCCAGCCUGCUUGGUCCUCCAUCACAGGUUAUCCUUUCUAAUCUCACCCUGUUCUUUUGAAGAGCAAUACAUGUCGUCAUGGCUGCGGGGAGACCCCUCAGUACACCCACCUCUCUCUAGAAAGCAGUCCGAUAGGCCCUCCACAUUUCAAGUGUUACGAAAGUGCUUACGGCCAUUGUUGUUCGUUAAUUUGUUUUGUGGUUUGUUUCUUAGCACUGUCGCUCAAGACCACAGUACACUUGGCCCUGGGUAAAAUUUUGACAAUCAUAAGUCAUUUCAAAAGAACAGACUUAUUAAAGAAAAAUCAAACAGGACUGAUUUAAAGACUUUCUCACUGCAGCUCCAAAGUAGUGGUUUGGUUUUGUUCUGUUCCAGGGGGAGAGGGUAUCUGCGUAGGGAAGACUCUCCCUGACCAGCCCGCUGAGUGGUGGGUAGCCGGUGCUCUGCCUGGAAGCCCACCGCCCUGGCUAAGACGCCAGGAGCACAGCCACAGAGCAUCCUCCUGACAUCCAGUGCUGUGCGAUGCUGCAAAAGCAAAGCCUUGUGUUUGUCUUCAACACAUUCGUGCUGAAUUCUGUCUGAGAAUGGUCUGUUCUUAGCCCCAGGUGUACGCCCUGAAAUUCUCACAGGCUCACUAGGGAACAGUGGAAGUCAGUUGUAAGGCAGCGAGUUGGGGAGGCACCGGGGUCUCCGUGUAUUCCAUCAACUUAAAAGAGGUUUGCAUUUUAUAAUUGGGUGAAGUCAACAUAACCUAUGUUCUUUAUUAUCGCUGAAUUCUGUUCCAUUCAACCUCGUUGUCCCCUUUCCCUCAGCCCUUAGCCAAGCAUCAAAAGGCUUUCACUUAAAAACUGUGUUGUACUCUUUCAGUUGAGGCUUUUGAACGGGACUCUGGCCUUGUUCGUGAGAAUAGUAGUCAACAGUAUCAGUCAUUCAUUCCCAAACACAGUAAACCAAAGGUCACAACCAGCAGGCCACUGAAGGAAGGAACCGAGGCAGGAGACAGGGGGCCAUGUCCUGGCCCCGCCCCCGCUGUGUGUGGUCCAGUUCACCAUAGCGAUCGAGCCUUCCUCUUUAUUAUUUUUGUUCCUUUCCGGGAGUGGCCCUCAUCCUUCCCUCUGUGCGGGCCUGCACCAGGGCGUGUUCUGUUGCUACUUGCUUCUUCCUGUGUGGUAAUGGCCCACAGUGCUGUGUCUGCAACCCUCCUCCCACGUCUCCAUCAACCUCUGGGAUCCAGAGGUAGCUUUGAUGCCUGUGAGGGCUUCCUCCCUCUGUUCAUCCCCAGGCUGUGUAAAUGCAUCCGUUGAUCUCCUCUGCUUCGUUAUACCCCCAAAAUGGAGUUGUCCCUAUGGUCAUCAUGUAGAGUGUUUCUUUUCCAGAUUGGCCUGCAAUGGAAAGGAAGGCUUUUGAUUUUGAUUUUUAUCUUUUUUUCACAUAACACAGCAACAAUCUAGGCAUGGUGGCAUACACCUGUAAUCCCAACAGUCAGGUGACUAAAGCAGGAGAGUCACUGGUUCAAGGCCAGCUUGGGCUAUAUAACACACCCCUGCCUCAAACACAGAAGGAGAGAAAUUUGAGCAAUAGCAGACUGUGUGGGCCUUUUUUACCCCUCUGUCCACUACACAAAAAAACUCUGUGAGACAGCCAGUCUUUGAGAGCGAUGGACCUUCUCCCGCCCACAGCCCAGCCAACCAAACUAGAAGAGUCUGGGCUGUCUUCGAGUUGUCCUUUUCUUCCUUCUCUGUGCCAAUGUCCAAGUUGCUGACUUCCUUCCUGUAUUAUAACACAUUAGAAAGAUGAGUUGUUUACCAGUUAGACCUCUGUCUGGGCUGCCCUGAUCUCUCUGUCACAGGCUCUUCUCAUAGCCACAUGGUUACCAUUCAAGAUGGCCCCUGGAUGCCUGCAGCACAUGGCUACUAAUGAAUUACUUUAAUUAUUGCAAAUCAGUGGAAUUCUCAAGAGACAAGAAAGUCUCGUGUAUAUUUGUUAUCUCUUCCCUCCCUCCCCAGCCCCGGCCCUGGCCCUAGUUUUCUCUCCUGUGUGUCAGGUUACAGGGCUUCUCACCAUGACAUUAGUCCCACACAAGGAGAGCCUACUGUACCAAAAUGAAACUUGUAAAUUUUUGUGUCCUUGUAUGUAAGUUUACUUUUUAUGGAGGAAAGACUCUAGAUAAUGACAAAUGAAGAUUACAAAGUGUAUUUUACUCCUGUGAUUAGGUUACACCACAUGGGUCAUAACUCACUCCCGAGCCCCCACUGCUGAAGGGAAGCGCUCUGCCUCAGUGGCCAACGUUGGUGGUUCAGGGUCAUUAGUCAGUUGAGUUCUAGAACGCGUGCUCAGUAACAAAAAAAAAAAAUCACCUUUUCUUCCCUUUGUUUUUAAUCCGUUUGUUGUUGUGGAAAAGUAUGAAUUUGUUAUUACGCAUUGAUUUUCUGUGUCCUUAAGUACUGCCUAAAGAUGAAGCAAAUUUUGAACUGGCAAUUACGAUAAGGAAACCCUUUAGUUCUGGAGACUUUAGUAGACUCUGUUAGAUUAGGGAGGCCUCACAGGCUGGCCGGCUCCAAGGACGGUCACUCACUGUCAGUGUGGCGUGGCUUUAUUUGCUUAAAUACCUUCAUUUGUAUAGUAUGUCUCACUUGAAAUUGCUUUGUAUACAUUUUGUAAAAAUAUUUAUAAAAUGUUUUGUAAAAAAAAAAAAAAGUAUAACAAAUUGCAGUUUAUUUUGUUAUGUUGGAUAAAUACUGUUAAACCAGUCAGUACCUAUAUUGUUAAUCCAUGGUUAGGGUAUGUUCAGUUGGAGAUUACAAAAUGAAACAAC